CUACGAACAGAUAACACUUGUCAAAGCGAAUCUUACCUACUAUUCCGGAGAAAGAAUAUCUGACCCUGUAUCAGUGGUUAAUGGGGCAAUUUUGGCGGCUGCGCUGUGAAUGUCCUCCAGCGGAGAGUCAUGGUAGCGCAAGGUUUGCAGAAACCUCCUUUUCAGUUUACUGUGGUAUUGCAUUGGGCAUAAUGGAGACCAAACCAGUGAUAACCUUUCUCAAAACCCUCCUCAUUGUUUACUCCUUCGUAUUUUGGAUCACAGGAGCGAUCCUCUUGGCAGUGGGAGUAUGGGGGAAGUUUAUGCUGGGCCCGUAUAUCUCUCUGAUAGCUGAGAACACCACCAACGCUCCGUACGUCCUCAUCGGCACUGGGACUGUCAUCAUCGUCUUCGGCCUGUUCGGAUGCUUCGCCACCUGCAGGGGGAGCCCAUGGAUGCUCAAACUGUAUGCAAUGUUCUUGUCCCUGGUGUUCCUAGCUGAGUUGGUGGCUGGGAUCUCUGGCUUUGUUUUUCGUCAUGAGAUAAAGGGAACCUUCCUGAGGACGUAUACUGACGCGGUGUUGAACUAUGAUGCUGAGGAUGAGAAGAGCCUGGUAGUGGACAACGUCCAAAGCAGCCUGCAUUGCUGUGGGGUGUACAACUACACCAGCUGGUUGGGCAGUGUGUACUACCCUGCUAACGGCUUUCCCCUGAGCUGCUGCUCCAACUCCUCUGACUGCAGCCCACAGGACCUCCGCAACACCACCAUAAACCACACCAAAAUCAACCAGCAGGGCUGUUAUGAACUGGUCACCUCCUUCCUCGAGAUCAACAUGGCCAUCAUUGCAGGAGUGACUUUUGGCAUCGCCUUCUCACAGUUGAUUGGCAUGUUGCUGGCAUGUUGUCUGUCCAGGAUCAUUACAGCUAAUCAGUAUGAGAUGGUGUAGCUGGGAGAGCAGGGAGAUGAAGAGGAGAGGGUGAACAGCAUCUUGGUAGACUGGGACAGAAGAUCCCCACAACACUAGCACAUUGCAUCAAUAACCCCCCUCUCUCGCUCCCCCUCUCCUCCCUCCCUCUCUCGCUCUCUCACGUUCUCUCCCCCUCUCUCUCUCACGUUCUCUCCCCUCCCCCCUUUCUCUCACUUUCUCUCCCCCUCUCUCUUUCACACUUCUCUCCCCUCUCCCCCUCUCUCUCGCUCUCUCUCUCUCGCUCUCUCUCACUUUCUCUCCCCCUCUCUCUCUCACUUUCUCUCCCCUCUCCCCCUCUCUCUC
Messenger RNA from Oncorhynchus nerka (sockeye salmon), 1250 nucleotides. Its product is annotated as tetraspanin-7-like. Lineage: Eukaryota; Metazoa; Chordata; Actinopteri; Salmoniformes; Salmonidae. The coding region runs from base 81 to 926 and encodes 281 amino acids. Gene Ontology annotation, cellular component: plasma membrane. The record is from RefSeq and is a predicted model, not a curated record. The transcript is spliced from 8 exons.